Mytilus trossulus (common blue mussel) is the source of this 2298-nucleotide messenger RNA. RefSeq lists its product as uncharacterized. The coding region runs from base 93 to 1802 and encodes 569 amino acids. The record is from RefSeq and is a predicted model, not a curated record. The transcript has 2 exons. Lineage: Eukaryota; Metazoa; Mollusca; Bivalvia; Mytilida; Mytilidae.
AUGUACUAGUUAUUGGACAUUUUACUUCCCUUUGGAAAUUCCUUUUCUAGAGCACCAGCAUUUAGAAUAUUACUCAGAAAUAAAGAGAGAAUAUGGCCUCCUUAGUUACAGACUAUUGUACCCUCUGUAAUGAUGAUGGAACAUCUACAGAAGCUGUCAGGUGGUGUAUAGAAUGUGAGGUGUUCCUUUGUUCAGAUUGUGAAAAACAUCACAAGAAAUUAAGAAUGUCUAAAGACCACAAUACAAUGUCUACAAAAGACUACCACAAUCUACCCAAAUUUAUGCAAGAAAUUAGUAGCCAGUGCAGUGAUCACAAGAAGAAGUAUGAACUGUACUGUUCUUUCCAUGCCUGUCCCUGCUGCGUCACGUGCAUCACAGAUAAACACAAAAAAUGUCAAGAAAUGAAACCACUGUCAGAUAUCAUAAAGAAAGUAAAAUCAUCUGCCUCUGUUCAACUUUUUGAAAAAGAUUUGAGGGAGGUAAAGGAAAACUUAGAAGAGAUUAUAAAACAUCUAACCCGUAGGAUUAAUACAAGUACUAUUCAAAAAACAAAAGCUGCUGAACAAAUUCGAUCUAUGAGGAAGUCCAUAGAUGAUUUCUUAGACAAAUUAGAACAAGAAAUUCUUGAUGAUCUUGAUUCAAAACAAUCAAAGCUGAAAUCUCAGAUGAACACUCUACUACAACAACUGAAAACACAAGCCAAUCAGAUGAGCCAAUUGCAAACUGAGUUUUCAAAGAUGCAAUAUUCAACUAAGCUUCAAACGUAUGUUGGUCUGAGAGAAAUUGAGAAAACUACAUCUGAAGCAGCACAAUACUUAAAAGAUCUAAAAAGUGGAGGUCAAUUGGAUGAAGUAAACCUAGAACUUACCAUCUCUUCUGAACUUCAAUCAAUUCUAAAAGAUGUCAAAUCAUUUGGAGAUAUUAACAUCAAUACCAGCCUAUUUACUCUUCAACUUAAGGCAGUACGAAAAGAUCAAGCACAGUACCAAGUUCAUACUACUCCUACAAUUGAACAAAUCAACCCGUCCUUCUUAAGGCAGCUGACUAUUCCAAAAGAUAGGAAAUAUAUGUUUAUAAGGUCCUGUAUAAUAUUACCUGAUGGUAAAUAUUUAAUUCUUGAUGACCAAUUAAAAAAAAGUUAUAAAAGUUACCUGCUGCUGUUCAGUAAUGACAGAAUGUUCAUGAGAGAAGUAGUGAAAAUUAAAGGAGGCUCAUACGAUAUUUGCUUCGUCAGAACUAAUACAGUUGCUGUUGCAUUAGGAUCAGAAAACCAGAUAGCAUUGGUGGAUGUAGAAAAAAAUAAAAUUUUCAAAUCGAUUAACAUUUCUCACAUCUGUCCUUCAGUAGCAAGUGAUGGUCAAAUAUUGGUCGUCAGCAGUACUGAGAAAAGUACAAUAGUAAAUCUGAAUGAUGAGUCUCAUACAAUCUUAGAAGGAGUAAAGGCAUAUUAUGUUGCAUCAUUCAAAGGAAAUAUCUAUGGUACCAUCAUAAUGGAAAACAAAGUCUGUUGCUACACAAGUAGUGGAGAAGCUCUAUGGACAUUUCAGCACAAUGAUAUUAUCUGUCCAAAAGGAAUAACAUUAGACAAGAAUGGCUUUGUUUAUGUAGUUUCUUGGGAGAACAAUAGAGUUGUAGUAGUAUCACCAGAUGGUAAAACCUGUAAGACAAUACUAUCAGAGGCUGAUGGAAUCAAAGAUCCUUGGGCAAUAGACAUUGACAGAGAAUCAGGAAUUAUGAUUGUAUCUAGUAGAAUAAGGGUUGAUGAUGGAAAUUAUAAAACAGCUUUUGUUUAUAAACUCUGAAAUGUAAUAUUUAUAAUUUUACAAAUUAAAGUCUAUAUAUUAAAGACUAUAUCUAUAUAUACAUGUAUACAUAAUCUCUUGGAUAUACUGCUAGUAACAGAUACAUGUAAAAGUUAACAAGAUAUGGUUUCAUUGCCAAUGAAAAACAAAUAUCCACCAAAGUUAAAAUGAAAUGGAUGUAAGCAAUCAUAGGCAACCAAUAGCCUUCAACAAUGAAAAUUAACACUGCAUAGUUUGCAGUGUUAUAAUUUAUACACCUCUGACCCUAAGACUUUACCCCCUUCCAUAACAACUAUAUAUCAAGUAAUUUUUACACAAACUAAAAUAGUUUCUUAAUAAUGGUGAUCAAAAUUACAAAUGCAAAAACAACUGACAGAAUUAAAACAAAACAAUUUGGAAAUUGAAAAAAAAGCAGUCAAAUAUUUGAGUUAAAACAUCAUAAAGAAUAGAGCCUCAUUCUGAAGUUUUCAUACCUUAAAUUCAAACUUAAUUCAAA